AUGACUACUACAACCACCACCACUGCACCAAUGACAUCCGAUUGGAUGGAUGUCCCUCCAACGUACUCCACUCAGGCCAGUGCUGAGAAGCAGCGCAUGGACUUCAUAUAUCACUCAGAUAGCCUCGCUGGGCAAGAUGGGUAUAGGAUGAUCGCCCGCAAGCACAAUGUAACUGAUGGCUCUGUCAAAGUUGCUAUCAAAAGGAUGAAGAAGCUGGUCGCCCUCCACGGCCCACUCAACAUCUGCACAGUGGCUCAUUGUGGAACGCUGACAAAGUGUUGGACCUACUGCAGCAAACAUCUACGUGAGUGCUACUCACUCGAGGUGAAGACGAGCAACAUCCUACACGCCGGCCUCGGUCUCUUUGCCAUACAUUAUAACGAGACUCCUCGACCCGCAAAUAACUACGUCGGUGGCCUCAACAAGAAGCCCAAAAAGAGUCCAGUGUUUGAGAAGGGAGCACACAUAAUCAUGUACACUGGCCACAAUCUGACACCCACUGAGCACAAAGUAAUGAAGGACGAGUUGAAACAGGUUGGCAAGCAGCCUGAGUACACUUUGGAGAUACCAAGUGCCAAAGACAGGCCCAGUGUGUACGUCGAUGCAAGUGAUAUGUUGCUAUCAUCUGUGUCUAGGUUCAUCAACUGCCCGACACCAGGCCCACGUGGGGGUGCAGGCCAACCAGCCGCCAACGUCCAAUUCAUGACAACAGGCAUGGUCCGAGCAAUUUGCAAUAUCCAUGAUGGUGAUGAGCUCAUUGUUAACUAUGGCGAAAAGUAUGUAGUGUCGCCAUCAACAUCAACACUACCAUCACCGAUACAAUCCCCACGAGCGACCGAAGAAUGUCUGGGUGUGCCUAUGAUAGGUAGUGUCGCUGAUACUGUAGACAUGGAGAAAGAGGAAAUGUCAAUGUACGAAUCGUCAACAUCGACCACGACCACAUCGAGUGACAGCGACCAGAAGAGGUCUGAAGAAGAAUCGAAUUCCUUUAUCUUUCGUCCAAUAUACCUCAACACCAUCUGCCUCAGCGCCGAUACAAGAUCUAGCAGCGCAAUCGUAAAGACAGAUGAGGUUCCCGUGGACCUGGCAUCCCUUAGGGGUGUCAUUGGCACUGGUGGGGAUUCUGGAUAUAUUGGCACCACUGUUAUGGCUCACUAUAUCCAAGCAUUGAUGUAUCAUUGUUACAUACGGCCUGCUCAGAUCACUAUAGCAAACAAGCCUCAACUUCCCAUCAUCAUCCACGACCCAACGACAUGCGUACGUCUUUUGGAUCCAACCAUACAUAGUGCCACAGUAUCAUACGGUGUGGAACCGCAGUCAUAUCUUCACGUGGACACUUUGGCAACUGAUAUUCCUACAUCAUUAUCCAAGUACAUGCGCUUGGACGAACUUGAUGUCCUGUGCUCCAAUAAGUUGCAUCAUUGGCCAACCAAGAACAAUGGAUUGAACUGUGGCCCAGCAACUCUGUACACAAUCGAGUUGCUCUCAAUGCAUUGA
Messenger RNA from Acytostelium subglobosum LB1, 1497 nucleotides. RefSeq lists its product as hypothetical. The coding region runs from base 1 to 1497 and encodes 498 amino acids. The transcript has 2 exons. NCBI's taxonomy places the organism in Eukaryota, Evosea, Eumycetozoa, Acytosteliales, Acytosteliaceae. The record is from RefSeq and is a predicted model, not a curated record.